This is a messenger RNA of Amaranthus tricolor (Joseph's coat), 3392 nucleotides long. RefSeq names its product probable LRR receptor-like serine/threonine-protein kinase At5g48740. The transcript has 16 exons. The record is from RefSeq and is a predicted model, not a curated record. Gene Ontology annotation, biological process: protein phosphorylation. NCBI's taxonomy places the organism in Eukaryota, Viridiplantae, Streptophyta, Magnoliopsida, Caryophyllales, Amaranthaceae. The coding region runs from base 117 to 2810 and encodes 897 amino acids. Gene Ontology annotation, molecular function: ATP binding; protein kinase activity; protein binding.
AUAAAAACUCACUUCAUCUCUUCACUUCACAUAAGUUUCUUGAGUUAAAUUCUUUAGCAUACUUUCUUACAUACAUACUAUAAUCUCUAAGAAGCUGCCAAUCCACUGCACUUAUUAUGGGACCGCGUUUUGAGCUAUGGAUUCUAAUCUUUUCCCUUCACAGCCUUCUGAAUGUCAUCCUCUCCCAACCAGAAGGGUUCUUGAGCUUAUCAUGUGGGGGAACAACUUAUGCUGAUUCACUAAACAUAACUUGGAAUCCUGAUGAUAAUUACAUCAAUGUGGGUGAAACAAAAACUAUAAUUAACACUUCAAUCAGAUUUUUCCCUGAUGCCAAAGCCUGGAAUUGUUACAAGCUUCCUGUACAAAACACACCAUCUGCAGUCCUUAUCAGAACAAAAUUUGUGUAUCAGAACUAUGACAAUCUCAUGAGAGCUCCAAUAUUCUCUGUAUCCCUUGGUAGAGCUAUGGCUUCUACGAUAAACCUCUCGAAAACUGAUCCUUGGACCGAAGAAUUCAUAUGGCCAGUGUCAAACGAUUAUUUACGAAUCUGUUUUCAUCACAUACCGAAUGGUGGAAACCCGGUUAUUUCUUCACUUGAACUUCGACCUCUUCCUCCAAGAGCUUAUAAUAAUAGUGGGUUGGAGGGCGAUCAGAAGAAGUUUCUAAAGAAAUGCUAUCGGAUAAAUUGUGGUUAUACCAAUGGAUCUCUUAGGUAUCCGUCGGAUAAAUUUGAUCGUGUGUGGGAUAGCGAUAAAGAUUUUUCUCCUGCUCAUUUGUCGACUGCUCUGCAUACAAAUCUUGGCCUUAACACAGCCUUGAUGAAUGAGGAGCCGCCUAUGGCUGUAAUGCAAACUGCACGACUACUGGAGCGAAGAAAGUUACUGACCUAUAAUCUAGCACUUGAUCAGCUAGGAAACUACUACAUAGUUCUCUAUUUUGCUGGGGUUGUACCGGUUUCUUCAAAGUUCAACAUAUCGGCUAAUGGAGCACUUAUUCGAUCGAAUUACGCAGUAAUUAGUAGAAAGGCUAGUGUUUGCUAUUUCACAAUGGAGAAAAUCAAUGGACUAAACAUUACCCUCCAAAAUAUUAGCUUUUACCCUCUGAUCAAUGCUAUUGAGGUGUUUCAGAUUGGUGAUAUACCCCAAGAAACUUCUUCAACCACAGUUUCAGCUCUUGAGGUUAUACAGCAAUUUACAGGUCUAGAUUUAGGAUGGGAGGAAGAUCCAUGCUUUCCGAGACCAUGGAAUCACAUAACAUGCGAUGGAAAUCUCGUUACAUCAAUAGAACUUUCUGGUAUAAAUUUGAGGUCAAUUAGCCCUGCCUUUGGUGAUCUACUAGAUCUUAGAGCACUGGAUUUGCAUAACACAUCACUGACAGGAGAGAUACAGAACUUGAAAGGUCUUCUACAUAUCGAGUUAUUAAAUCUAAGUUUUAACGAGCUCACUUCAUUCGGGAGAGAUCUGGAUAGCCUGGUGAACCUUCAAUAUCUGGACUUGCAAAACAACAGCUUACAUGGAAAAGUUCCUGAUCAGCUUGGGGAUUUAGGGAAACUUCAUCUUUUGAAUCUGAAAAACAAUAAGUUACAAGGGCCUCUUCCUCGUUCUCUAAAGAAAAAACAUUUGGUAGUCAAGACAUCAGGAAAUUUGUGCCUGUCGUUCUCUACAUCAGCAUGUAACAGAUCCGGGGAUGUUCCAAUUGAGACACCUCAAUUUACUGUGGUUCCUGAACGGAAGCAUAGAGGUCAUAUGCAUAUGAUAAUCGUAAUCGGUGUAGUAAUUGGAGGAAUAUGUUUCAUUAUUUUGAUCGGUUUGUUGGCGUUCGUGUAUACGAGAAAGAAUACGCCAAUGCAAAAUGACAUAUCAGGGGAAGAAGCAGAAAUCAAAAAUUGGAGUGCAGCAAGAGUAUUUACUUACAAAGAAAUAAAGAAAGCAACGAAUAAUUUUAAGAACGUAAUUGGGCGAGGGAGUUUUGGUUCGGUUUACCUCGGAAAGCUUGCUGAUGGAAAGAUGGUUGCUGUAAAAGUUCGAUUUGAUAGUAGUAAACUCGGGGCUGACUCCUUUCUGAAUGAGGUUCAUCUACUAUCACAAAUAAGACAUCAGAAUUUAGUAUCAUUGGAAGGAUUCUGUCAUGAACUAAAGCAACAGAUACUGGUUUAUGAAUACUUAGCUGGUGGAUCACUAGCUGACAGUCUUUAUGGUUCAAACAGUAAGAAUUUCACACUGAAUUGGGUUCGGAGGCUUAAAAUUGCGAUUGAUGCUGUAAAAGGCUUGCACUAUCUACACAAUGGGAGUGAACCAAGAAUAAUACACCGUGAUAUCAAAUGCAGUAACAUACUUCUUGAUGCACAGAUGAAUGCCAAAGUUUCUGAUUUCGGGUUGUCUAAGCAGGUUACGGAAGCAGAAGCAACUAAUGUAACUACCAUAGUAAAGGGCACUGCUGGGUAUCUUGACCCUGAAUAUUAUUCCACCUUACAGUUAACGGAAAAAAGUGAUAUUUACAGCUUCGGAGUUGUUCUUUUGGAGCUCAUUUGUGGUCGAGAACCCUUUACUCGUCAAUCUGGAGCUCCUGACAGCUUCAACUUGGUUUUAUGGGCAAAGCCAUAUUUACAAGCUGGAAUGUUCGACAUAGUUGAUGAUGGCCUCGAGAGAGACUUUGACAUUGAAAGUAUGAGGAAGGCAGCUGCUAUUGCUUCAAGGUGUGUUGAGAGAGAUGCAACGAUCAGGCCUACUACAGCUGAGGUACUACAAGAGCUUAAAGAUUCCUACAGCCUUCAGCUUGCAUACCUUGCCUCUAAAGGACAAGCAAAUUGAAUACGUUGUACGAAGAUGCAGUCGACUUCAUAUGUCUUGAACUUCCCAGGGAGUUCUACGAUAAUAGCUCGAAAACAUGCAUAUUUAUGUUAAUUAGGAUACAAGAAGAUUUUGAUUUAUUUUUCUUUCGAAAGAACUAUUUAUAUAUACCCUCAGAAGUUACUAUUAGCGAUAUGUAAUCAUAAACAAACGUAAGUUUUCGUUGCUCAACAGUCUACACCUCCGAAAACUCUUCUAAAUCAAACAUUGCAGAAAGAAUUCUAUCAGCCAAGAAUAAGAUGAUAAUGUUCAGUGAUUGUCAGCAUAAUCCAUAAAGAACACGGGCUAAUCACAUCACCUAUCGCAAUCAGCAAGCUUGUAGCAGCGAGCCAGUAAACUCCGUAGCCUGUGCCAACAACAUGCUUGCAAUAGAGAGGUAAUAAGAGUAGCCGUACAAUGAAACAGCAAGCAUAAGUGCUAGUAGACAGGGCCGUUCCUGAUGGUAGUUUUGAGGUGCAACCGCUUAGGACCCAAUUUAUAAAAAGGCUCGAAUUGAGUUAAUCCUUAUUAUUAAAAUUUAGUUUAUGCAUAGUACCUUAUCAU